AUGAGAAAGGGAGAUUAAUGGGCAGUCCCAGAGUAGGCGGGGAAACCAGGGUAACUACAAAUACACAUCAGCCUCAGUGUAACUAGAUUAGCAGACACCAAGGGAUAAACCGCUGACAAAGACCAGCACGGACGGACUUUACGUUACAUUUGACAGAACACAGAUUCAACCAUGAGUAAGGACACGGAGAUAGACAUGAAGGAAGUGGAGCUUAAUGAGCUGGACCCAGAGAAGCAGCCCAUGACAGGCGAUGGCCAGGCCGCAGCCGGAGAGAAAAACGGCAGUGUCAAACUAAAGGUUCCCGAGGAUGAGGUUACAUUCACUGGCCUGUCCAAAGAUGAGCUGAUGAGGGUCGCUGGCACUCCAGGAUGGGUGCGAACCCGCUGGGUGCUUCUUGUCCUGUUUUGGCUCGGCUGGGUUGGCAUGUUGGCCGGAGCCAUCGUGAUCAUCGUCCAGGCCCCUCGCUGUAAACCCAUCCCUGAGAUGAACUGGUGGAACAAUGGACCUCUGUACCAGAUCUCUGAUGUUGAAGCUUUCUCUGAGGGACUUGCAGGCAUUGAAGCAAAGUUGGACGAAAUAAACCAGUUGAAGGUUAAAGGCCUUGUUCUCGGACCUUUCCACACUGUCCAGGAAAACCAGCCAGACACCUUGAAUCUUGAAGAGAUUGAGCCACAACACGGAGGAGAGGCUGACCUGAAAGCUGUGUUGGAGAAAGCCCACAAGAAGGGUAUUUCUGUGGUGCUUGAUCUGACUCCUAAUUACAAGGGAGCUGCUUCCUGGUUCAGCACUACUAAUGCUGAGACUGAAGUGAUUGAGAAAGUCAAGGCUGCUGCAGAGUACUGGCUUGGUCUGGGCGUUGAUGGCAUCAAGAUGUCUGACCUAGCUGUGGCAACAAAGUCUGCUGAUUGGAAUAUGCUCCAGGCUGCCAUCCAGGGCAACCGCACUGAUGACACCAAGAAAAAGGCUCUCAUGGGUGUGGUUAAAGAUCUUACGGCUGCAGAGGUGUCUGUGCUUGUCAACACCACUGGUGUAGAUCUUGUCCUGACCGACCUGCUGAGCAAAAACGGAGGUAAGGAGCGCAUCCAGGCCAUGGACACCCUCAACUCUCAGCAGAGAAGCGUGGGCUGGGGUCUCGGUGCUGCCCAAAAGGAUCAGAUCUCAAAAGCUACAGGUCUGAUCCAUCUUUACCAGCUCUUGUUGUUCACCAUGCCUGGAACUCCAGUGUUUACCUACGGCGAUGAGAUCGGCCUGUCUGCAGCGGGUGCAGAGUCUCCUAAGAUGGUUUGGGGCCUAGAGAAGAAACCCGCUGAAGGUGCUGCUGUUAAUGAGACUGCUGAGGCUGAGCGUGAGAAGCGACUCGCCAUAAAGAAAUGGUUCAAAUCUCUUAGCGAGCUACGAGGCAAAGAGCGCUCUCUCCUCCAUGGUGACUACUACAGUCUCUACUCCUCCAAUUCCUCCAUUGCUUUCCUGCGUCUGUGGGACCAGAGCGAAAGAUACAUAACAGGUGCUAACUGGGGAGCGACACCUGAGAAGCUCACACUCACACCUCAAGAAGGAGUGGAGUUACCAGAAACAGCCGAGGUGAAGAUGUCAACUGAUGAAAACUUUAAGGCGGACUCCAGUGUGAGCCUAAACGACAUCACUCUACAGCCUGGACAAGCCAUCCUGCUGAAGUUUCCUUAUUCAGGCUAAAGAUGGCGCCAAAAUAUAGACGAGCCACCUAGACAUAAGAGUCACUGAUAGGUAGCUCCUUAGAAAUGUGUAAGCUGUUUUAGUGGAGGAGGUAGGACUUAGUGAGUUUAUUUGGUCAGAACUGAAUUAGGUCAAUGAAAAUUUGCCAUCAAGAAAAAUGGUCAGUAAAAACUAAGUUUUCACUAAGUUAACAUUUUUUAAUUGGUUGUUUUUUUGUGUGUGCAAAUAUGCAGUCACAGAGACAUGCACUCAUCAGUUGAGCCUUUUUUUAAUCUUAAAUUCUGACUGUCAAAUUAUUAGACAUUCCACUCAUUGUUCUGGGCAUUCCUUUAGCAGUGUAGGAUUUAUUUAAUUGCAUUUUAAGAUUUGUUUUUCUUUUUUUUGCCACAAAAGAAAUGAACUUUGAAUGUAUGUGGAGACUUGUUUUUUUAAGAAUGCUACAUGACAAAAUGGUUUUGAAUGGCUGUUGAGAAAACUGAGAAGAAUAAACAGAGUUCUGUCCUGACUCCUA
This is a messenger RNA of Cheilinus undulatus (humphead wrasse), 2203 nucleotides long. RefSeq names its product 4F2 cell-surface antigen heavy chain-like. The transcript is spliced from 11 exons. NCBI's taxonomy places the organism in Eukaryota, Metazoa, Chordata, Actinopteri, Labriformes, Labridae. The coding region runs from base 172 to 1692 and encodes 506 amino acids. The record is from RefSeq and is a predicted model, not a curated record. Gene Ontology annotation, biological process: amino acid transport; carbohydrate metabolic process.